AUGGUGAUCUUUGCAGCUUUAUUCAUAGUACUCUUCAUCACCGUUCUCUUUGGUCAUGUCUUCCUUCAGCGAAUCAAGGAUUUCUUGCAAUUUUCAGCCAACCAAAAUGGUAGUGGAGGAAUUAGAGGAAGAAACAUGGAGGCAGGGGAAGAGGAGCGCGGUAUUACCACCUUCAUAGACUGCGAGAAGUUGGAAAAGGGGGAGGAGAUCAACAAGCUGUUGGAAUACAUAGACAGGUCCAAGAUCGUUGUUCCCAUCUUCUCCAAACGCUUUGCAGAAUCAAAAUGGUGCUUGAAAGAGGUGACCAAAAGUGUGGAGUGUGGAAAGGAGAUAAUUCCGGUGUUUUUUGGCGUGGAACCUUCUGACGUCUGCAACCAGGGUGGCCCUUUCAAAUCUGCGUUUAAGGAUCAUCAAUCGAACAAGGAACAGGACCAAGAGGAGGUGAUGGAAUGGAGGGAAGCAUUGAAGAAAGUCGAAAUAUCUCUGGCUUCACUCUCAAGGACAUGA
This is a messenger RNA of Nymphaea colorata (pocket water lily), 507 nucleotides long. Its product is annotated as disease resistance protein Roq1-like. Gene Ontology annotation, biological process: signal transduction. The transcript is spliced from 2 exons. Lineage: Eukaryota; Viridiplantae; Streptophyta; Magnoliopsida; Nymphaeales; Nymphaeaceae. Bases 1 to 507 code for a protein of 168 amino acids. The record is from RefSeq and is a predicted model, not a curated record.